This is a messenger RNA of Penicillium diatomitis, 858 nucleotides long. Its product is annotated as phosphotransferase family protein. Lineage: Eukaryota; Fungi; Ascomycota; Eurotiomycetes; Eurotiales; Aspergillaceae. Bases 1 to 858 code for a protein of 285 amino acids. The transcript has a single exon. The record is from RefSeq and is a predicted model, not a curated record.
AUGUCUCCUUUACUUGACGGUGUCUUGAAUACGCAGACAUACGAGAGCGCUCAGUUGAAUGCUGUCAUAUCGUCCCUUUUCCCUUCAAGUGUGCGAGUGCAACAAUCCGAAAAUAUCAACGGCCACCUCCACGGUUUGCGCCGCCUCACGCUCACCAACGGUCUCCGUCUCUUUUUGAAGAGCUCCCCGUAUCCAGGAACCCCGCUGCUGCGACAUGAGCGCUUGUGUCUGGAGACGGAAGCGCGUGUUCUCGCUCUUCUGGGCCAAAGUGCCAAUCCGUGUAUCCCCCGGCUCUAUCAUUAUCGCCCCAGCGGCAGUACUCUUGGCCCAUCUCUCUUGCUCCGUCAAUACAUGGAGGGAUCCAGUCUUUUGGACAUUGAAGGCCUGUUGAAUACCCGUGAACGCAGCGAGGUGGACCGUCACUUAGGAUUUCUCGCUAUGACCAUCGGCCAGAAUGUGGCACCAAGAUUUGGUUCUUUGCAGCAGGUUGCUCAGGGAGCAGGCAAAACAUCAUGGCGGGACGCAUUCUGUGCGCUACUGGAGGGUGUAUUACGAGACGCUGAGGACGUGUUCAUCAAUCUACCUUAUGCCGAGCUUCGUCAUGAAAUACUUCGACAGGCGCCCGCCCUGGAUGAGGUCAUUCUGCCUCGGCUCACAAUUGUCAGCUUGGGGCGGCCAGCCCAUGUUCUGUUGAAUGAACAGUCCAAUCAAAUAUCUGGAGUGGUGGAUUUGAGCAGCGCCUGCUGGGGGGACAUGCUCAUGGCAGAGAUAUUCGAGAGGCCGACUUUUGCCGUCGUCGAAGGCGCGGGAUUACCUUUGGUUCGAACGAAAAGAGAGAGCAUUCGUGUGUUACUGUAA